CUUGACGAAUGGCGAUUACCGCUAUUGAAGUGAGACUGUGAUAGCCUAGUUUUGUGGAAUGUAUAAAUUUUUGUUAUUUUUAAUUUAAAAUUAUCAGAUAUUUCGAUUUUGCUACAUUAAAUCAUUAAGGACAACUUUUCUUCUAAAUAUAUUUUAAACAAUGGCUGAAGUACCAGAAAUGAGCUCUUCUACUCCCGAAGAAUUGCUGGCUGCGGGUCGACGACAUUUAGCAGUGAGAGACUAUACAUCAGCUGCGGAAACACUCGCUACAGCCUGUGAACUGCUUGCAAAGAAACAUGGUGAAUUUGCAGAUGAGUGUGCUGAGGCAUACUUAUGGUAUGGCAAAUCUCUUCUUGGUUUGUCAAGAGAAGAAAAUGGUUAUUUGGGUGACGGAGUAGCUGGGGGAAAUAAUGAAGAUGGGGACAAUGAAGAGGAAAAUGGUGAAGAAAAUGCUGAAGCGGAACAGAAAAAUGGAGAAAUUGCAACAGAAGACGGCGAUGAUGAAGAGAAUAAAGCUGAAGGGACAAAAGAAAAUGAUAAAACUGAACCUGAAUCAACUACUAAGGACGAAGAACCUGGAAGUAGUACGGAAAAUGAAGAAAAGCCAGGUACAUCAAAUGGGGAUGUAAAUGACGACUCUGUAGUUAAUCUGGACAAUGAAGACGAUGUGGAUAAUUUACAACUCGCCUGGGAAAUGUUGGAUCUAUCAAGAAACAUUCUUCAGAAGCGGGCAGAAAAUGGCAAGGAUGUUCGAGCUUUAUUGGCUGAAGUACAUCUCGCUCUCGGAGAAGUAGCGCUUGAGAGUGAAACUUAUGAUAAGGCUGUUGCCGAUAUGAUCAGCUGUUUGGACAUACAGAAAGAACUCUACAAAAGUGAUGACAGACACAUUGCUGAAACCCACUAUCAAAUUGGUCUGGCAAAUUCACUGGCAUCGAACUUUGAAGAUGCAAUCACACACUUCAAAAACGCUGCAAACAUUCUCGAAACUAGAAUAAAAACUCUGGAAAAUCCAAAGACAGUUUCAGAAUGUGCCACAGUUAAGAAAUACGCUACCACGGACCCAUUUUAUUCAGUGGAAGGUGAAAUUAAGGAAUUGAAGGAACUUCUACCGGAGAUACAAGAGAAAAUUCAAGAUAUGAUGGAUUAUAAAGCCGAGACUAUAAAAAGGGUACGUGAAACAUUAUGCCCUUCAAACGGAGAGAGCAGUAAUGGCGCCGGUUCAAGCAAGACGGAACAAAAGGCAUCAGACAUCUCCCAUCUCAUAAAAAGAAAGAGAAAGAACAGCGAAGAAGGAGGUUCAGCACCGAAGAGGGUUAAUACGUGAAUGAUGUUGGCAUAAUAAGCGUAGACAUUGAACUUAUUUUUUUUAUUAAAUUAAAUUAUUUUUAUAUAAACGUGUUUUCGUGGGUGAUCAAAAAAGUUAAGACUUUUUGUCUUUUUAAGUCUGUUGAUAUAACUUAACUUUAAACGUCUGUAAAAAAAUAUUAUUGGAACAUUAAAGCCGAAACUACAUUGUGUAAAUAUCAAUGUUAGUUGUUAAAUUCUAUGAAUAAGCGAAGUUGUUAUGAGAGAUGAAGACCUAUAUUUUAAAUGGAAUUUGUAUCCAACAAAAUUUUAUAAAUUUUAUUUUUGAUUGUCUUUGGAUCGAGGCUUGUCUUUUGCCAAUUGGACGCAGACGUGGCCUAAAAACUAUAAGCAAAAUAAGAAGUGAAUGAAAAGAAUUAAUGUUACGCGUUAAAGCUAGAGUGAUGUAAGUGAAUUUAGUUGAUAGGAUUUCUUAUUUAAUAUGUAAUCAUAGUUAAGGACUAUAAUGUAAGAUGAUAAAAAUAUUUUGUUUAAUUAAACAUGGCGAAUUAUG
This is a messenger RNA of Danaus plexippus (monarch butterfly), 1858 nucleotides long. It is a transcript of the gene Nasp, whose product is annotated as protein HGV2. The transcript is spliced from 9 exons. The record is from RefSeq and is a predicted model, not a curated record. Gene Ontology annotation, molecular function: histone binding. Bases 161 to 1324 code for a protein of 387 amino acids. Gene Ontology annotation, biological process: DNA replication-dependent chromatin assembly; CENP-A containing chromatin assembly. NCBI's taxonomy places the organism in Eukaryota, Metazoa, Arthropoda, Insecta, Lepidoptera, Nymphalidae. Gene Ontology annotation, cellular component: nucleoplasm.